Messenger RNA from Pocillopora meandrina, 3362 nucleotides. The record is from the annotation of a GenBank genome assembly. Lineage: Eukaryota; Metazoa; Cnidaria; Anthozoa; Scleractinia; Pocilloporidae.
AUGGGGCUGUGUAUUUCAGUGGAACGAGAAGAUUUUGAAGACGUUGUGCGCUACGAUGGUGGGACUUUGCUUUGUUUCAAACACGGAGAAGGAACAAAUCUCUACGAAAAUGGCGAUACGUACAAAGGGCAAUGGAAAUGGAAUCAAACGCACGGUCAUGGAGUUUAUACACACGCUAACGGAGAAGUGUGAGUAGUGUCGCUGAACUUGAUUCUUUCCAAAUAUAAUAUGAUAUGAGCGAACAUGUUUAUUCAAACGAGGUAGCAAUCAAGAUGCCACAAGUCACGUGAACAAUGCCAUGCAAUUGUCUCUUACAAAAACCCCACACGCUUCUUCACAGCUCCCGAACCAAAUUAAAUAUUCCAAAACCAAAGUAUUCAAUGUAGAAUUUGUGAUACUUCGAAAUCACUUACACUUUACAUUCUUUAAAACGGGUCGAAACUGAAACACAAAAAAGUGCGUAAUCUCCCUGUCUAGCAUGUCUUUCUCAAGCAUUUCCUCAUAGAUCAUUUUUACGUGACGUUGCAGAAUUAAUUUCCGCCAUGUUGGUGCCCAUCUUAGUGUCAUGAUUCAUUCAUUAUUACAUGCAAACACGGUCCAAAUUUAUAGUUCCGUCCAGUUUACAAUCGAAAAAAUUUAAAUGUAUGGCGUCUGCCGAAAAAUUUCUAUUACUUCUUCUGAUCCAGACCAUGUCGUCCAAAUUCCAUUGUCUGAUCACGUUUAAAAAAACUGGAUGUAAAAGUCAGAGAACGUUAUCUAAAAAAGAUCUCGACUAUCGGAAUCGAUCCUGUUUUGAUAGAUUGGAAACGCUUCGAGCCUGAUUGGUUACCGCCGGUGGAAUCGACUGACUUGUACUGCUAUUUGGUUCUCGAGACUAGCUAUUAUGCGCAAAAACAACUUAAAGACUUCCGCAGUCUCGAGGCUUACAACGUUCAAGGACAUAUCAUCGGAAACAAGUUCGUGGUGUUGGCAAAAGUGCGACACUAGCAGCAGAACGAUACCUUGAUUCAAAUCUGGAUUAUUACCGCAAAGGGUGGAACAAUAAACUGCGCUCAUUGUUUGGGAUGUAAGGUAGGCCUUGCUGAAUCAGGUUCGCACAUAGCUAGGGUGCUAUUUUACCUUGAGGCUUGGACAAAGGUCAAUGGAAGGCUUUCUUGUAUGCAAAUUAAGUGCCUUGGAUACUUCCCAGUUUCGCAAACAAGGUGGAAUACUCUCGUGUCCGCGAUAUUAACUUUAAAUCCGCUAAGAAAAUGAAAGACGACCUUGAUGAAAAGAAAGAGGAUCUCAUUGAGGGACUUCAGGUUUCUUAGAGCUCGGAAGUCUUCUGUUUCACCAAAAGCCCCGUUAAGAAACCGGAAGUGCCAGCGCCGACGGAAGCGGAAAUGGAAAACUUUUAUUUUGACCUCAGCAAAUGCAAAAGAAAGCCUCUAUUGCUGAGCUUGGUGCGCACUGCUGAUUCGAUAUCGAAGGAACUGUCGAUAACCUUUUCUCCAGGUUCAUCAAGUUUUUGUUUUUUGGACUUUAAUUCAUCCCGAAGGUGUCUUUCACGUUCUCCUGGAACACGUUUCAGCUCACGACCUCUGGCUCUCUCGUCUCCCAAGGUUGCAACUUUCUGAUGACCUAGAUUUUGGGUCGGAACUCAAUCAGGAUCGUGACGAUCCCACAGUUUAGCCACUUUUCCAGAGAUAAAAUGUUUACCACAGACGCAGCCUUGACUGAAAAUGUUGUCUGUGCAGUGAGAUCUUCCCUGCUGAUCACAGAAAUCCAUUUGUUUCGCCUCUCCUCGGAACGUUUCCGUACUUUUUCUCCUCUACUAGUACUAAUUGAAGGUAUUCUUGCCAUAUUAAUUCCUUUAUCACAGCAACUUCGGGUCCCACCGCCAAAAUUCGCGCAUUAAACCUUUUUUCUUUUUUAAUUUUUUUUUAUAAUAAACAACUCGUGGUCAUACGUUUACAGGUAAGUGAUGUACACCAAUAUGGUGGCUAAUUUAAAUGAGAUCACGUGACUGAAACGUCGGAAAGGCGUGAGGGUGGCUCAAGGCGUGGGAAGGGGAGGGUGCCUCCAGCCUUUAAACGCUCUCACCUGGACGCGUCGCUACCCAGGGUGUGGUUUUGCACCCUUCUGUCGUGGAAAAAGUUUUCAGUUCUCUUUGCAUAAAAUAGGGACAGGGCUCCUAGUCACCCCCGAAAACGUAAAUAAAUCAGAAACUACUGAGGAAACUGCGUAGAAGAUCGUUCAAAUAUAGUUUUUUAAAUUUAAUUUAAUUUUUUCAUUCAAAGAGACAGUUGCAAGCGUGAUUUGUGAUAACACUUCAGGUCCAUGUACAUCGUUGAAUUAACACUUCUCUGACACAUCGGUUGAUGAUCUUCCAGGAAAGUAAUCUCUAUCAAAUACCAAAAAAGUGGCCAACAGAUCUUUUUGCAUAAAAAUGUUACCACAAAAGCGGCGUAAUGUAUAAAAAGUACCCUUGAUGUUAGCGCGUAAAGAACCGAUAAUUCAAUUGUUUUUGUACUCCCCUCUCGGAUCCAGGUCACUAUAUAAAUUCUCACGUUUACCUCUUCGUAUUUUUUCGAUGCCAUAGGAAACAAGGAUAUUUUUAUCGAAAUCAGUACAUCGGAAAAGAUCCUGGCAAUCUAUUUGCUGCCACAACAUGUUGCAAUGGGUCAUGUUUUGGAGGUGCUCAAUCAGAACCUAUUGCAAGUGAUGAGGAGAUAAGGUAAAAUUUUCAUUCUGAAGAAAAAAAAAAAGGAAAGAAAGUUUACACCUUCGUUUAGUCUGAAUGAUUGCAUGAAAGGCCAGAGGAGAGACACCCAAAAGGACGUUCCUUAGACUUCUAACCAUCACAGGGAAGGUCUACGAAUAGGGUCCGUUUUAAAACCAAUUUUGAAAGACUCAUAACUUAUAAACCCUGUCACUUCCUAGAUCUUAAGGUAAUUCUCCUAACUAACGAUGAAACAUUAUUCCUUUGUGAGCAUUUCCUGAGAAGUUGUUGUAACAUCAAGGCAAUAAUAAUAAUAAUAAUAAUAUUUAAUAGUCACUUCCACUCUACCCAACAGUGCAUCAGAACUUUUAAGAAAACUUUUACAGAGAUCAUGGCUGAAAGAAAAAGCUCCUUUUGGCCCUGGUUAUGUUGCAAAUGGAUUUUGAAGGUAUUGCGUGACGCUCACGAAACAGUGUCGUGUGACUUCCGUUAAAUAUCUGGGAGACUACGACAGAAGAUGAAAAUAAUAGGAACAUUCAUAUGAAUUACUUGUAUCUCUUUUAGAAAACAAGCGAUGAAAGAAAGAGCUGAACAAAAGGCUAAAGAAAGAGAGGCACGGCAACGCCGAAGGGACGAAAUACGACUGAAGUAUUUAACAUAA